Zeugodacus cucurbitae (melon fly) is the source of this 710-nucleotide messenger RNA. RefSeq lists its product as uncharacterized. Bases 111 to 572 code for a protein of 153 amino acids. NCBI's taxonomy places the organism in Eukaryota, Metazoa, Arthropoda, Insecta, Diptera, Tephritidae. The transcript has a single exon. The record is from RefSeq and is a predicted model, not a curated record.
GUGUAUGUGCAUGUGCAUUUGUAAAUAUAUGAAAAUCUGAACAAAGAAGAGCAAACCUCAAGUUAGUUAGUCAAGUGCUAAUAAAUAUUACGGGAAUAUUACAACUUAAAAUGGUUGCAGCAUACGAAAGUGUUUUUGUUGAAGAAGAUCCAACAACGCUUUGCGGUUGGGUCCGUAAUUUCCGUAUUAAGAGGUCAGAAAUGAAGAGAAAGUUACGUGGCAAUUUGCGUGUAAACGCGAUGUUGAAUACAGCUCUUUUGACUGCGGAAGCUGAAUUACGUCGGAAGCAGAGAGAACGUUUUCGUCGUUGGGCCGAAUUCCAAACGAAACUAGAUGGUAGUUACGCCAUCAGCAGUUAUGUGAAAGGAAAGGUGUCCGAAGAAGAGGAAGCUGAGCGGCAGAAAAAAGUGGAUAAUUUGUGGAAAAGUGAACUUAGUGACUUGGAUUCCUUUAUGAGAUCUCUAAGUAGCAGUACUAAUAGGGAUUGCAACGUUAAAUCCGCAUAUGAAAAUGAUUAUAAUGUGCAAAGUGAUAAUUGCAAUGUGCUGCAAAGUAUUGCAGUAGUUAGUUAAUAGUUUACCUUGCAGAUGUCUGAAUUGUGUAUUUGUAGUAUAGUUUUAUCAAGCAAGUUUUUCAUUUGCAGUCAUUGAAGCAUCGUACAAAGUGUUCCAUAAUGUGAAAAGAAAACCGAGUGAGUUGACAUGACACCA